This is a messenger RNA of Centruroides sculpturatus (bark scorpion), 666 nucleotides long. Its product is annotated as multidrug resistance-associated protein 4-like. Gene Ontology annotation, biological process: transmembrane transport. NCBI's taxonomy places the organism in Eukaryota, Metazoa, Arthropoda, Arachnida, Scorpiones, Buthidae. The annotation marks the transcript as partial. The transcript has 3 exons. Gene Ontology annotation, cellular component: membrane. Gene Ontology annotation, molecular function: ABC-type transporter activity; ATP binding. The record is from RefSeq and is a predicted model, not a curated record.
GAAAAUGAAAAUAAAAAAAUACCACCUGACGAUGUAGAAGUUGGAACAAUAGGAAUUUCAGUCUAUAAAGAAUAUUUGAAUGCUGGAUCAAGUUUUCUCUUCAGGAUAUUGUUAUUACUAAUGCUAGUUGUAGCACAAUCCAUUACAAAUGGCAGCGAUUACUGGCUAAUCAAAUGGUUGUAUAACAAACGGAUCUAUACAAAAAAUGUAAAUAAUGUUGAAAAUCUGAAAUUUAAUUCAACAAUAUUUAACAAUAGUGAAGAUCAAGGUUUAUAUUAUAGUGACAAAUAUAAUGUAUAUGUUUACUUUGGACUAAUAUGUGUAGUAUUAUUUACGAUGAUACUUUCUGGAUUACUAUUGUAUAAUUUUUUCAUUGCUGCAUCUUUGAAGCUGCACAAGAAUAUGUUUCAAUGUAUUAUUCGAACUCCAAUUUCAUUUUUGGAUAAAAUUCCUGUUGGAAAUGUUCUAAAUCGAUUUUCGAAGGAUGUGAAUAACGUAGAUGACAUUUUACCUAACAAUGCUCACCAAUUGUUGAAAGUAAGUUUACAUAAUUUUAUAUAUUUAAAUUUGUGUAAAAUGAAUCUUAAAUAAUAAACAUCUCAGCGGGAUAUGCAGUUACUAAACUGUAUUUAGGAAUUUCAUAGCCUGUAUUUUGUUACAGCAUCG